AUGUCAAUCAAGGCUCGUCCCGCAUUACGUUACCGGUCAUGUGUCAGCGCUCCGCCCGCGUUACCAUGGAAACGCGUCCUGCCCUGUCACAGCGGAGCUCGCGCUGAUAUAGCAGCAUCUGGAAUGAAUGUGAAAAUGUGCCUAGAAGCAUUGAUGGUGUUAACUGCUUUCCUUGCUAUAAUUGAUGCAAAUGAAUAUGCAGGAUUACCUCCCAAUUGCAGAGAUGAAAUCCCACUUCAUUUGCUAAAGAAGAGGAUCAGCAUCACACAUCCUUCAAGUAUUUUCUCAGUGCUGGAAAGACGUGAUCAAAAGCAAAAUCACAGCUGCCCAGCGUGGUCUCCUGAACUACUGGCAAGUUCACACAUUGAGAAUAGGUCAUUCUCACCUUGGAGCUACAGGAUUAAUAAGGACCCUAAACGUAUCCCUGCAACGAUUCCAGAAGCUGUUUGCUGUUGUGGCUGCAUCAGCUUUAGCAAGAUGAAGCAUACACUGGAUUACAUCUUACCCGUGACAACUACCAUGCAGGUCUAUUAUCACACAGCCCGUGGAGAACAUAAGUUUCAGUAUGAAACUAAAUGGAUUGAAAUUGCUGUUGCUUGUACGUGCAUCUCUCCAAAGAUGGGUUUAAUUAAUCAUUAUUCGUAG
Messenger RNA from Rhincodon typus (whale shark), 645 nucleotides. RefSeq names its product interleukin-17C-like. Gene Ontology annotation, biological process: inflammatory response. Gene Ontology annotation, molecular function: cytokine activity. NCBI's taxonomy places the organism in Eukaryota, Metazoa, Chordata, Chondrichthyes, Orectolobiformes, Rhincodontidae. The record is from RefSeq and is a predicted model, not a curated record. Gene Ontology annotation, cellular component: extracellular region.